CUGGUCUGCUGUCAGUUGGUAACUAUGAGUGUUGACGUUUGACACUCACAUCACUUACCAAACCCACACAAUAUGCCUGUUUUUACUCUAAACAUUUAAUGAUUUGACAAACGAAUGCCUUAAAAGUCAAUGAAAAUGUCAUCAAACCCUGCAGACCCGUGGAGAACUAUUGAACAGGACGAAUUUUACAGACUUUUUAUCAUAGAUGAAGAGAAACAGAAUUUAACUAAAAGCGCUGUAUCACACACUUUGGCUGUGUCCGAACAACUUUCAAAGCUGACUGAAGGUAUAACCAUACUAGAUAGUGAACUUCAUAAGCAAGUAUUUGAAAAUCAUGAAGACCUUGUUUCUCAAGCAACUUGGGUGGAAAGGCUCCAGUCAUUGUUGGCAGGAAUGCAUACACAGACUCAGUGUGUUUUGUCUGGAGUCGAGAGGCUAAGAGCUCGAAUAAUGGAGCCAUUUUCAAGGAUGGAAUCUCACACCUUGGUGCUCUCACGCCUCCAUGAAACUUCAGAUCUCUUAAGGCGGAUUGCUCGCCUUCAACAGCUCUCGAAAAAACUUCAAAACUGCCCUGAUCAUGUAAAAGCUGCAGCACUUCUUAAUGAAAUAGAUCAACUUUCUGAAGAUGUAGAUCUAUCUGGCCUGGAAAUUUUAGAAUCAGAUCAAGCAUUAGUUCAAAAACAUCGUUCAACCAUUCACAAACAAGCUCAAUCCAUGCUUAAAGAUGGUUUGGAAACCCUAAAUCAUCAAAAAGUUACCACUGCUGUUAUGGUAUUUAGCAAUCUUGGAAUAUUGAAUGCAGAGCUCAACAGAAUUUUGGAUACAUCUGUAUCUACUCUCUCCAGUGCUAUUUCAGAGGCAUUAGAUAUACAGGUUCUUACUCAGGCUCCUGUGUCAAAUGACUCCACCAAAAGUAGAGGCACACCAGGAAGAGUGGUUAUGCCAUCCCUAGGUAACAUUUCAUCUUUUAGAUCAAAACUAUGGUCUGCCCUUGAAAAUCUUUUUGAAAUUUCCAUUUACACUCAGUGCAGCCAGAUUGAAGUUUUGCGAGCAGUACUUCAUAACCAAACCAAUGAACUUGGGUGCAGAAUUCAAGUGCCCGAUGAAAAGAAAAGCAUGACUGAUACCUUUUGGACCAGGGUUCUGAAACUUUUAUCCCAAGAACUUGCCUCAAGUGCUCAGAAUUCUACAUACAUGAAGCAAGCUCUUGAGGCUGAAUUUCCAAAGUUGUUGCGUCUGUAUGUGGAUCUCAGAAAAAGACUCAUAAAUGCUCACAACAAGACUGUUGUUGAAACCAGUUUAAGUGAUUUAUCACCAGAUAGCUCCAAACAACCAUACCAAUUAGAGCGUGAACUUAUUGCUCCAUUUGAAAAUGCAUAUCUUUCACGAUCUGUCUCAAGAUUGCUAGAUCCUGUCAAUUUAAUGUUUUCUGAAACUAAAGCACCCACGCAUGAAAAUGUUGAUGGACUUGUCAGAACCAUUACAAGUGAAUUGAGUGUCUCUUUGGUUGAUGAAGCCUUAAGUAAAACUGUCUCUAAAAAUAUAAGCAAAGCUGUACACCUGUUCUGUAUUAAAUGUGAGCAACUGGUUGCAACUGGGGGUGAUGCAACUCAAGUUAUAGAUAUACCAAGCCAGGCCCAGACCUUGAAUGCCGCUGCUGCAAAUAUUCUGCACUAUCUAGCUGGACAGCUGGAGCGAGUUUUGAAUAAUAUGGGAGUAACUCUUGCAGCAGGACCUGCAGCUAUUGUGAGAGAAUCCCUUGGUGGUAUUGAAAAAUUAGUGACCACCCAAGUUUUAACUCCCCUUUUAACAUCAGUUGGGGAUGCAAUUGAAGCAAUUCUUUUAACUAUGCAUGACGAAGAUUAUGCUGCAGAUGAGGGUGCCAGUACAAACAGUUUGUAUAUGAAAGAACUUCACACUUUCAUUGGAAGGGCUAUAAAUUUGUAUCUUUCACCAUUUGAUGACCAGACCCUUGUGGUUAAGUGUUCAGUUUCUGUGGCUACUCGCUGUAUAGACCUUUUCUUACGUUUGGCUUCCCUUAUUCGACCACUGGGAAAAGUUGGUGUGGCAAAAUUAUCAUCAGACUUUGAAAAGUUGGAAUUAGCAUUACAACCUCUAGCAGGUCGGCAACCCCCCGCUGACUUGGGUUGGGGAAAACAUUUGAGAACAUUGCGUUCAUUAAGAACCCUUAUUGGUCUUCCUGCUAUUGAAGUGGCUACCAGUCCUGCAGUUGGAACUGCACUUCCUCAUAGUCUUGUCUUAACAGCCCUGUUCGCUCAGGCACCCUCUGACCUAUUGUCCCCACAUCAGAGUGCUGGAUGGUCUAUUAGCCGUCUAUCUCAGUGGCUUGAUUCCCACCCGGCAGAGCGAGAUCGCCUCCAGCUUGUUGGAGGAUGUCUUCAACGUUACCAGCAGGCAGUACGUCAAUCUGGCCAGGCAGAAUUCCAUCCUGUUUAUCCAAUAAUGGUUUCUUUAUUGGAAGCUGGAAUGGCGCUGUGCUCCUCCUAAUGUAAGUCAACUAGACCCAUUACUUUCUUAGCUGUGCUGCACCAAUAAAAUUGUUCUGUUGUGUCAUGUUACCACAUGUUCCAAUCUAUCCAAAUCUUUCAAAUAUAUUUUAGAACAAAAGAAAUAA
Frankliniella occidentalis (western flower thrips) is the source of this 2635-nucleotide messenger RNA. It is a transcript of the gene fws, whose product is annotated as conserved oligomeric Golgi complex subunit 5. The record is from RefSeq and is a predicted model, not a curated record. The transcript has 15 exons. Gene Ontology annotation, biological process: intra-Golgi vesicle-mediated transport. Gene Ontology annotation, cellular component: COG complex. Bases 130 to 2508 code for a protein of 792 amino acids. Lineage: Eukaryota; Metazoa; Arthropoda; Insecta; Thysanoptera; Thripidae.